Molecule: messenger RNA, 3261 nt
Organism: Chara braunii
Lineage: Eukaryota; Viridiplantae; Streptophyta; Charophyceae; Charales; Characeae
Source: the annotation of a GenBank genome assembly
GUUAGGAUGCUGAAUGAAAGUUUUUUCCCUAUUUCUUCUUAAUAGGGAAAAUUGAGAAAGAGGUUCUGCCAAGAUGUCAGGAGGCAUAGCCGAUGGUACCGGGAAGGUCCUGACGAUCGACGAUUUGGUCGAGGCCUUAGACAGGCGUGAAAAGUCUCAGAACAAUGUUCCCAAGGUCGAUACCUUCCAUUUCAAUGGGGAACGAGUCUCUGAUUGGCUUCACUUGGUAGAGCAAGCGAUAGUGGGGCUGUCUGAUGCGGUAAAGUUUCAGCGGAUUUUAAAGUAUGUGCUCCAUGGUCAUCAUCAGGAGGUGGAGAAAGUGGUGAAUGCCGCUAAUGGCAGUUGGGCCAGGUUUAAAGAUGGGAUGCAAAGGAAGUACAGACUGGGCAACGACUUGUUAACAAUUGCAGACCUAGUGGCAAUGAACAGGGACGAUUUCACCACUGUGGGAGCCUUUGUGCAAGAAUUUAAGAAGGCGGCGAGGAAGGUCUCUGGAAUUUCUGAGGAGGCACAAUGUGCUAUCUUCCUCGAAUUGCUCACUGCCUCGGAGGCGUCAGAGUUGACGAGCCAUGGAGGGGGAAGUGUGAAGCUCACUUGGGCAACUAUCGAUAAAGGGGUCGAGGAAGGAAGUUUGGACCAGGUGGAACAACAUCAGAUGCGCCUGCAAAGGCGAAAGAGAAAAGAACGGGAUGCGACCGCUUCAAGGACCCCGGGAGUAAAGAGGAUUGUCACCGACGUGCUUGCGGAGUUGGGCUAUGGAAAAGACGAGGUGAUACAAAAGAAAGUAGUGACACCAAUCCAAGGAAAAGGGAAAGUUCCGGUGAUAAAGGAAGACGUCCAAGAAGAGUGGGAAGAGGAGGAGCCGGUGCCCCAACACCUCUCGAAGGCGCUACGUAAACAGCGCAAUCUGACGCAGGGGGGGCGAGGCUCAGGAAAGGGGCAGGCGCCCCAAGCAGUGGUAAUAGCAUCGCCAAAUGCGUCGGGACCCUCGCAAGCGGCAGUACCACCAUUCGGGCAGUGGCCAUUGCCUGUGUUCAGCACUUUUGUGCCAUGGGGAAGCCCGACCGCAUCUGGGCAGAUGAUACCUUACGCAGGGCCCCAAAUGAGUAUGCCACCACCAAGUUACCCAGCGGCACAGGCCCAGCCCAUGGUACCACCUCCGUCGCCCGCGCCGAGUUCACAAGGUAGCGUGGCAGGAGGGGGAGACCAGGGUCAGAGUAACCCAGGGAAUGGAGGGAGAGGUGGCGGAAGAGGGCGUGGUAGAAAUGGCAGAGGACGAGGGGGAGGGCGCUGGGAUAACCAAGGCUACCAAGGCCAAGGGAAUCAAAGGGGUCAGGGGGAGGAAGACAGGAGGGCCGAACAAAGGGCAAGGAAAAGGGGAUCCCAAGAAGAAGCUGAACCGGAGUUGCGUGAUAUAACGCCAAAGAAGAAUAAAUAUGCGGUCCGGCUUGAGGAAGGGUUUGAUGUGGAGAGAGUGAUCGACAGGCUGCUUGAGGGCCAUAAUGAUCUUAUGACCCUGAAGGAGAUUUUGACAUCUGUCCCAAGGCUCCGUAAUGAGCUGAAAGGCAGGUUUUCAAGGCGUUUGGUACCAAGUGUCCAUCUUAGUGUGAUCCUGCCAAAAGAGGCAGAAUGGGCGGAGCCGGGAACAAAAAUGGACUGGAAAUGUGUGGCCUGUGGCAUGGUGGAUUUGGUGGUAAAGGGUACGAAGUGCGCAACCAUGGUGGACACGGGUGUCGAGAUGAACAUCAUCAAGGAGGCUAACGCACUUAGGUUUGGACUGGAGAUUGACAACUCAGAUUGCGGCAUUUUGCACGGGGCAAAUUGCAAGGCUGUAUUCUGCGGGACGGCGUCGAACGUGCUUAUAGAGAUUGGGAGGGUAAAGGUCAGUACAUGCUUUUUCGCUAUGCCUGAUGUGGAUCAUGCCAUCCUCCUGGGAAGGUCUUUCCUGCGCAGGACGGAGACCCUAAUGUUCAAUAAACAUGAUGGGUCGCUGAUCCUGGUUCUAUGUGAUCCAACGUGUGGGAAUUACGAGAUAAUUACUUGCCGAAACACCGGACCACGGAGCAUAAGGAACAGGCCUAACCUUAGUUCCUUCACUAUUGAAGAGUCGGAGGAUGAGCGUCGGAGACUCCUGGCGGAGCCUGAAGGAGAAGUAAGGGAGGAAGCGUUUUCACUCAGCCUGUCGGAUGUGAACAAGGCCAUGGAUAUAGUGGCCACACAUGAAAUGGCGGAUCCAUACGACAUUCAAGCGUUGAGGGAACAAGUCCUGGAAUGUCCCCAAGCAGGGGAGAUGGAACCUAAUGGGACGUUGAGAUGGGUGCAGGAUUUGCAAAGGCUUAAUGCUGUGACUGUGCGAGAUGCAGGAGGCUUGCCGAAUGGGGAUGCGCUGUCUGACUUUGCGAAGACAGCCAUGCCAAGGGGAGGGAGGGAGACGCGGCCGCCACGGAGGCCAUUAGGAGCAUCAGGAGGUUAUGAGCGGCAUGGGUCUCACCAUCGGGAGGGCACGCCCGUAUACAAUGACGGGGAUAUAGAGCUAUUUUUGGAUGACUUUCGGGGCGAGUCUCCCCAACACGCGAGAGAGGAGGUGGCGCCAUCCGGAGGAUCAUUGCAGGAAUUGGAGGCGCACCUUGAUGUGUCACAGUGGAGAGUGCCUCAGGCGGGGAAGGGGCAUGAUGAGCCGACUGGAGAUAUGCCACAAGAGGAGGUCCAUCAGCCUAGGCGGGAGACAAGGCAGAGUGCCGAGAGAGGUGCUAUAGAGGAGGUGAUAGAGGUUGAGGAGGACACUCCCCCUCAGGCGCAUGCUGCAGAGUUGGGGCCAGAGAUCGUAUCAGAGAUCGCCCGUGAGGAGGAGGCUAGACAGGAGGAGAUUCCGUCCCCGCCACCAGAGGCAAUCCUGUCACCGGGAGUGAGGGUGGAGAUGGACCAAGAACAGACUGACUGGAGGAGAGAGGCCGUCCCCACGAUUGAUAGGUAUCUAGCAGCGCAUGCCCUGGAGCACCCUGACAUCGAGGAGCCUGUACCUAUGGAGCCACCCCGAGAGCCGCGCCAGCCAGAGGGAGAGAUGGGAGUUGAGAUUCCGGGGAGAGCGGACCAUCGUACGAGAGGGAGUACCAGCAGGGGAGACAGCCGAGGAGAAACGGACCAGAGUUGGGAAGCGCUUGGAGGAAAUCUGGCAGGAAAGGCAGAGAUUAGAGGCAGCAGGGGCACUCCCAGAUCAGCCACCACUGCCUAAGCCAUGUGGAAUCAAGGAGAUGUGGGACG